AACACCGAAACGAAGUUCCGGCGGUUAAAAACAGGAGUACAAAACCCCAACUAAAUCUCCAUAGUCUCAACCUUGUCCUCUUCCCAUCCACUUGGCCGAUCACUUCCGCGCUUGCUCACUGAGUCAACCAAACUCGCCGCCAUGGGCCGCGUCCGAACGAAGACAGUGAAGAAAUCCACGCGCCAAGUGAUCGAGCACUACUACUCUCGAAUGACCCUGGACUUCCACAUCAACAAGAAGCUCCUGUGCGAGGUCUCCACCAUCCCCACCAAGCGACUCCGGAACAAGAUCGCCGGAUUCUCAACCCACCUCAUGAAGCGGAUCCAGAAGGGACCCGUCCGCGGAAUCUCCCUCAAGCUCCAGGAGGAGGAGCGCGAGCGUCGCAUGGACUUUGUCCCCGACGUCUCCACCAUCAGGACCGAUCAGAUCGAGGUCGAUAAGGAGACCCUCGAUAUGCUCUCUUCACUCGGAAUGAGCGACAUUCCCGGUCUGGUUCGGGUCGACUCCGUUGCUGUGCAGACUCACCCUUUAGGAUUUGGCCGUGCCAGUGGAGCUGGGAGGAGGUACUGAUUCGGACUUUUGGGGAAAUAAUGGUUCUUUCGGUUGAGUUUAGAGUUGGAAAGGUUUUUGUUUUAAUUUUUUGAUGAUAUACUUGUUGGGUUUGCGAUAGUUUUAAGAUUUUCGCAUCUGAGAGUAGUUUUUUUUUCAAAUAGUUUAUUUUUUCAUAAAAAUCCCUCAUUUUUAUGUUAAAAUUUAGAGAUCAUAUUUAUUUCCUGUUCAUUUUUAUAUAUUUAUGAAUUAAAGAACUUAUGAUAUUAUGAGAGAUCA
This is a messenger RNA of Humulus lupulus (European hop), 828 nucleotides long. RefSeq names its product small ribosomal subunit protein eS17x-like. Gene Ontology annotation, biological process: translation. The transcript has a single exon. The record is from RefSeq and is a predicted model, not a curated record. Gene Ontology annotation, cellular component: ribosome. Gene Ontology annotation, molecular function: structural constituent of ribosome. The coding region runs from base 142 to 570 and encodes 142 amino acids. NCBI's taxonomy places the organism in Eukaryota, Viridiplantae, Streptophyta, Magnoliopsida, Rosales, Cannabaceae.